This is a messenger RNA of Salvia hispanica, 2114 nucleotides long. RefSeq names its product LEAF RUST 10 DISEASE-RESISTANCE LOCUS RECEPTOR-LIKE PROTEIN KINASE-like 2.4. NCBI's taxonomy places the organism in Eukaryota, Viridiplantae, Streptophyta, Magnoliopsida, Lamiales, Lamiaceae. The record is from RefSeq and is a predicted model, not a curated record. Gene Ontology annotation, molecular function: ATP binding; protein kinase activity; polysaccharide binding. Gene Ontology annotation, biological process: protein phosphorylation.
AUCAAAUGAAACAACAAUAUGAUGGAAUAUUUUUCAUAUUUGUUGAUCGUAUUAGUAAUAGUAGUACUCAAUUUAUUUGUAUGUUGUGAUGCAAAGUGCAGCCCUUCCGCGUGCGGCGUUCUGAGCAACAUUAGCUCCCCUUUCCGGCUCAAAGGCGACCCAAAAAACUGUGGCGACCGCAGAUUUGAACUGCGCUGCGAAAACAAUGUCACCUCCAUCUCUCUCAACCAUCACAACUAUUAUGUCAAAGCAAUCAACUACCAAAACUCCACCAUCAGGCUUGUUGAUGCUUCCAUUGUUAAAAAUGACAUGUGCUCUUUCCCUAUUGUUUCUUCAUAUUCCUUUACCUUCCUCUAUGAUAAUCCCAAUCCUAUUCCUUACCGAAUUCCAACAACACAAAACCCUAUUAAUUUUAUAAGCUGCUCACAUCAACUCAACAACUCUUCCUUCUUUAGUGAUGUUACUACUCAUUGUGCCUCGUUUCGUCGUCCCAAUACAUAUGCUUAUAUCAAAGUCGGCCACUUGAACGCCUCUCAGCUCCCACAUAUGUGCAAACUUGAUCUCAUAGUGUUGACUUCAUGGCCCGAAUUUAAGGAUUUCGACAAUGUUUCGCUGUCUGAAAUCCACCAAUCUCUCUUGUACGGAUUCGAACUUGUCUUCUGCCUCGAGUGCUAUUAUACCACGCUCAGAUUUUUUCCAUCCGUCUUCGUUGGUAUGUACCCGGUUCUUCUGAUAAUUGUAGGUCUGUUAUGUGCGGUCGUAAGCCCUCCUGUGUUCACCAUCAUUGGAUUCGCAGCUGUAGCAAUGCUCUUAUAUUAUACACCCUCCCUCUUUCUCACUGUGAUUCAGCCGGUCGGAGGCGGAUCACAACCUUACAAAUACAAUUAUCUAUUUCCUGCGGCCAAAUCACAUACUUAUCUACUACCUGCCCUUAUCUUAAGCAUCAUCAUCUGUGCAUCAAGGGUCUUCACCUUCCCUUUGGUGGCGCGGCUUUUGAUUUACAAAUUCCAAACAAGGCGUCGCUCCUCCCAUGAAGAUAUAGAAUCAUUUCUACAAAGCGACAACAAACUCGCCCCAAUUAGGUACUCCUACUCUGACAUCAAAAAAAUGACUAAAGGUUUUCAAGAUAAACUAGGUCAAGGAGGCUACGGUUCAGUUUACAAAGGCAAGCUCCGAAGUGGCCUUCAUGUAGCAGUCAAACUCCUGGGAAAAUCGGGAGGAAAAGGGCAGGAUUUCAUGAAUGAAAUUGCAACUAUUGGAAGGAUACACCAUGUAAAUGUUGUCAGACUAGUUGGAUAUUGUGCACAUGGUUCCAAACUUGCUCUUGUCUUUGAUUUCAUGACUAAUGGUUCUCUUGAGAAGUAUCUUUUCAAUCGAAAUAACAUGAAACCUUUGAAUUGGGACACAAAGUUUGAGAUUGCAGUUGGGGUUGCUCGUGGGAUUGAGUAUUUGCAUCGAGGCUGCGACAUUCAGAUUUUGCAUUUCGACAUCAAGCCUCAUAAUAUACUACUAGAUGAUAAAUUCAUCCCCAAAAUAACUGAUUUCGGGUUAGCAAAGUUUUGCUCUACAGGUAAAAAUACUGUAAGCUUGACUACAGCGAGAGGAACCAUAGGGUAUGUUGCUCCUGAACUAAUCAACAGAAGUAUGGGGGCAGUUUCUUUCAAGGCUGACGUGUAUAGUUUCGGGAUGUUAUUGAUUGAUAUGGUGGGCUUGAAGAGAGACUUGAGAAGAAAGAAUGGUAAUUCGAGCAAGUAUUUUCCAUAUUGGAUAUAUGAUUGUUUUGAGCAAGGUAAGGAUAUUGAAAUUGAAGAAGCAGAAUGUGAUGAUGAGAAUGCGAGUCGAAAUACUAUCGUUAAAAAGAUGACCAUAGUUGCAUUGUGGUGCAUAUUGAUGAGUCCAGAUGAUCGCCCAUCAAUGAAUAAGGUGUUGGAGAUGCUGGAAGGUGAUGUUGAACGUUUGCAAAUUCCUUCUCAAUUGACUCAAAAUGGAGUUGGUUUUGAUCAAAUCGAAAUUACAUCUUCCUCUGAUUCUGUUUCCUUAUUUCAUAAUGAGGAUGCUUCAAUAUGCGUGGAGAACCAUAUGUGAAAAAAAAAAUUAGCCGUCUUUAUACUUCA